Molecule: messenger RNA, 3738 nt
Organism: Lolium perenne
Lineage: Eukaryota; Viridiplantae; Streptophyta; Magnoliopsida; Poales; Poaceae
Biological process (GO): protein phosphorylation
Molecular function (GO): ATP binding; protein binding; protein kinase activity
Source: RefSeq, a predicted model, not a curated record
ACUUCUGAUGUGUGGCCGCGUUAGAUUCAGUCAUGCACGCCAAACUGGAACUUUGCAGCGACGGAUCGGACGCGUGGCUCGUAUGUAUGCCGCAUGGCAUAGAAGGUGAGGGCACGCAAGGCCGGUAUCUCCAUUUGCCUGGUCAUGCUGCCGCAAUGGCAUUCACCGCAGGCUGGCUGGACUUGAGUGAUGUCAAACACUGAGAACGUAUGCAAAUGUGAACUGCAUCUGACCCAUUAACCGAGUAGACGGAGCAUGGGCCGCCAUUCCGCUCAAGCACCGAAUACACUUGAUGUUCCCUGCUUCCAUAACCAACAACUAACUCAGAAGGCAAUUGCACUAAAUGUCCAACACGUCACUGACUUCUUCAGACUGCAACCGAAAGAUUUUCUCUAAAGCCCCAAAUUCAUGCAUUCCUGGAGCCACACAGAAAAGCCACGGACAAGCACCUGGCUAUGGCCAUGGCUCUUGUCGUAGCACGAACAAUGGUGGCCCUGUCGCUGCUGGUGCUGCCUGGCACGGCCGCGCUCACCCACCCAGCAAACGCCACCGACGUCGACCUCUCGGCGCUGCUCGCCUUCAGGGCCAGCGUGCGCGACCCGCGCGGCAUCCUGCGCCGCAGCUGGAAUGCGCGAACGCCCUUCUGCAGCUGGCUUGGCGUCUCGUGCGACGCCCGUGGGCGGCGUGUCGUCGCGCUAUCGCUGCCGGGCGUGGUGCUCGGCGGCACCAUUCCACCAGAGCUCGGCAACCUCUCCUUCAUCUCCCACCUCAACCUCAAGAGCACCGGGCUGGCCGGUGCAAUCCCUGCCGAGCUCGGGCAGCUAGCGCGGCUCAGACACCUCGACCUCAACGAGAACCACCUGUCAGGUACCAUCCCCUCGGCGCUCGGAAACCUCGCCCAGCUCGAGUAUCUUGACCUCGGCUACAAUGGCCUCUCCAGGGCCGUUCCUCCAGAAUUGCACGCGCUGCGCAAGCUCAAGUACAUAAGCCUCAACUCCAAUGACCUGAGUGGCACCAUCCCUCAAGGCCUCUUCAACAACACUCCUGAUUUGAGUGUCAUAUGGCUUGCCCGGAACAGAUUUGCCGGAGGCAUACCUGAAGCGAUCGGUUCUCUGACGAAGCUUGAAAUCCUAGUCCUGGAGCUCAACCUUCUUACGGGCACUGUCCCUGCUGCCAUCUUCAACAUGUCCAUGCUCCGAAUCUUCGGUUUGGCGAACAACAACCUUUUCGGUACCCUCCCUGGCAACAAGAGCUUUAAUCUCCCUAUGCUGCAAAAACUAAGUCUUUCACAGAAUCACUUCACUGGUAGGAUCCCGACGGCACUGGCCAGAUGCAAAAACCUUGAGUCUCUUUCCUUGUCCAUUAAUAACUUCACUGGUCCUGUACCGGCAUGGUUGGCAACAAUGCCUCGGCUUUCUACCAUCAUACUGGCGGCAAACAACCUCGUCGGUAAGAUACCGGUUGAACUAAGCAACCUCACCGACCUUGUCAUGCUUGAUCUUAGUGCCAACCAGCUGCAAGGAGAGAUUCCGCCUGAAAUAGGCUAUUUGAGAAACCUCAAUUACUUGAGCUUUUCGACGAACCUCCUAACAGGUACCAUUCCUGAAUCCAUCGGUAAUAUAUCAAGCAUCAGCACUCUCGAUCUGACGGUCAAUUCCUUCACUGGAUCAGUCCCAACCACGUUUGGAAAUAUCCGUAGUCUUACGGGCCUCUAUGUUAAUGGAAACAAGCUUAGCGGCAAGCUAAACUUUCUCCAUGUACUCUCCAAUUGCAAGAACCUCACCACACUUGGAAUUUCAAUGAAUUCGUUUACAGGAAGCAUACCUGACUAUUUGGGAAACCUUAGUUCACAGCUCCAGUACUUCAUAGCAAGUUCUAACAGCCUAACAGGGAGCAUUCCAGAUACAAUUGCAAAUCUAAGCAACCUUAGAACAAUUGAUCUCGAUGGAAACCAACUGAGCGGGGCAAUUCCUGUAUCCAUAAGUACACUGCAAAAUCUCCAAGAACUCAACCUUUUCAACAACACCAUGACCGGUGCCAUCCCAGAAGAAAUUUCCAGAUUAAAACGCCUAGUAACAUUGCAUCUUGAUAAAAACAACUUUGCUGGCUCAAUAACGAGCAGUGUGGGCAAUCUAAGCGAGCUACAGUACAUGACAUCUUCUCUUAACUCGCUGUCCUCAAACAUACCGUUGAGCUUGUGGCGCCUUUCAAAGCUCAUCACACUUGAUCUGUCAUACAACAUGCUGAGUGGCCCACUGACUAUGGAUGUUGCCCAAGUAAAACAAAUUUCUCAAAUGGAUCUUUCAAGCAAUCUCAUGACUGGUGGCAUACCAGAUUCCUUGGGAAGGCUCCAGAUGCUGACCUAUCUGAACCUGUCAAACAAUUCAUUCCAUGAACAAAUCCCAAGCUCAUUCGGAGAGCUAGUCAGCAUAGAGACCAUGGACCUAUCAUACAAUUCCCUUCAGGGUUCCAUACCAAGGUCACUGGCCAAUUUGACCUUCCUCACUAGCUUGAAUCUCUCCUUCAACAAUCUAGGUGGUCAGAUACCGGACAGUGGAGUUUUCUCAAACAUCACAGUCCAGUCUUUGAGAGGAAACACUGCUCUUUGUGGCCUCCCACGAGUAGGCAUUUCACCCUGCCAGAGCAAUCAUAGAUCACGGAAAUCAUUGGUAAAAAUUAUACUUCCUGCAGCCAUGGGAUUUGCAAUUUUAGCUACCUGCUUGGGCGUACUAAUCAGAAAAAAGAUCAAGAAGCACAAAAAUAUUUCAGUUCCCUCCGAGUCCAACAUAAUCAACUAUCGGUUAAUAUCAUUCCAUGAGCUUGUUGGUGCGACAGAGAACUUCAGUGAGAGCAAUCUGAUUGGAUCUGGGAACUUUGGCAAAGUCUUCAAGGGUCAGCUAGAUGAUGAAUCAAUUAUCGCAGUAAAGGUACUCAACAUGCAACAUGAAGGAGCCACUGUGAGUUUUGACACGGAAUGUCGUGCUCUGCGUAUGGCUCGUCACCGAAACCUAGUGAGAAUACUUAGCACAUGCUCCAAUUUUGACUUCAAGGCAUUGGUGCUCCAGUACAUGCCAAAUGGGAGUUUGGACAGCUGGCUGUACUCCAGGAACAUCCAGCAGUGUUUUGGAUUCCUCAAGAGGCUAGAAAUUAUGCUAGAUGUAGCAAUGGCAAUGGAGUAUCUUCACCACCAGCACACUGAGGUUGUUCUUCAUUGUGAUCUGAAGCCAAGCAAUGUAUUGCUGGAUGAAGGCAUGACUGCACACGUCGCUGACUUCGGCAUAGCCAAGUUGUUGUUGGGAGAUAAUAACUCUAUUGCAUUGACAGGCAUGCCCGGAACAAUUGGCUACAUGGCACCAGAAUAUGGAUCAGCUGGUAAAGCAUCACGGAUGAGCGAUGUCUUCAGCUAUGGGAUCAUGCUGCUGGAGGUCUUCACAAGGAAAAGGCCCACUGAUCCGUUGUUUGGUGGGGAGCUGAGCUUGCGGCAAUGGGUUAGUGAAGCAUUUCCAUCCAGCCUUAUAGAUGUUGUCGACCCCGAAGUCAAGAGUGAUUGUCAUGCUGCCAAUCAUAGCACCUUGCAAGAGCAGUCCAUCAGCCUCAACACAUGCCUUGUAUCUGUAAUAGAGUUGAGCUUACAGUGCUCAUCAACAAUACCUGAUGAAAGAACCCCAAUGCACACGGUGGUAGUGAAGUUGAACAAGAUAAAGGCAGAUUACUGCUCUCAGAUGAAGAUGAUGUAGA